GGAUGGCCGCCAUCUUGGUUUCACAAGUGGGAGGUACUUUUGUGUUGUACAUCCUGCUAAGUUCCAUGGGAAGCUAAAUCCGGUAGGUAAUAUUUAAAGCUACGUUGACCAGAAUAAACAUGUCGUUUGACUGGCAGGAUCAAGAUUAUGAUUACGAAGUCGAACCAGACCCGUCUGACUAUCUCGACUACGCUGACCAUUUCGAAGUCGAACCAGACCCGUCUGACUAUCUCGACUACGCUGACAAUUUCGAAGUCGAACCAGACCCGUCUGACUAUCUAGACCAAGUUGACGGGUAUGAAGACGGACCAGACCUGUAUGACUUUCAAGAAGACCUGAUUGACGAGUCCCGAACCGAACCAGGCCCCUUAGAACUGCUUGGGUGCGACGAAGCAGAACUGACUGAAAAAGAACGCCUAAAGACUGAACUAAGACAUGAAAGAGAAGCAAAGGGAAGCGCGUUUGCCCUGUGUCGGAGACUGGAACAGGAGACCGUUAAUCUAAAGACCCAGGGAGAAGCUGACAAGAGAGAAAUAGAGCGACUGAAAGAGCAGAUCGCAUCUUCAUCCAACGAAAACACCAGUUCGUACGACAUGAGCCAAGACCCCCGCGGAGUCUGCGUCAUCAUCAACAACAUCCACUUUGAGGACAUGGCGGACAGGGAUGGGGCAGAGGGGGAUACAGAUCGUCUCCGAGAAGUCAUUGAAGGCCUUGGCUUCACCGUCGUGACCUUCAGUGACCUUGACCAUGCCAAGAUGGUGGCUACUAUGAAGGACCAAGGAAAGGCCGACCACUCCAACUACGACUGUUUCGUCUGCGUCAUCAUGUCGCACGGCACCAUGGGAAAGGUCUACUCCUCCGAUGACGUAGGCAUAGAUAUCUGUGAGCUCAUGAAGCCCGUCAAUGCUAAGAAAUGCCCCUCUCUCAAAGGCAAACCAAAACUGUUCUUCAUUCAGGCUUGUCAGGGAGAGAAAACCCAAAGAAAAGAAGGCUUUGAUGGCGAGUAUGACGCCAAACCUGUCCCCUUCAUCUGCCACGAAGCCGACUUCUUCCUGGGCCUGGCCACGGUCCCAGGCUAUGUGGCUAGGCGGGACCAGGACGGGGCUCCCUAUGUGCACCAUUUGGCAAAACUGCUGAAAGAUUUCGGCCCAACUCACGACCUGUCCGCCAUCAUGGCCAUGGUGUGCGACAAAAUGAACGACAUUAAUGACGACAAGUUUGGGUGGAUCUCCUCAAACCACAGCACUUUGCGUAAAAAGGUCGUCUUCAGCGCAAAGUGAUCCAAUUCUGAUUCAAACGGUUUUAACAACAGAAAAUGGCUUUGGUUUCUAUUACUUUCUCUGUUGACUUUCAUUAGGCCCAGGGGCAUGAGACACAGAUAUUUCUAUGACUUAACACAGAACUCCUCUAUAGCUUUGUGUUGAUUUCUGGUGAGGGGGAGAAUGAAAGCCCAGGUAAACUUACUAGGAUCACACUAAGGCUAUACAUUUAAUGUGGCUUCUGACUAAUACGAGUACACUGUGUAAGUUGUGAAGUGUGUCAGGGAUGUUGAAAUGGCCUUCACAUAUACCUUUAUUCGAUUGACCUGGGCAAUAGUGACCCUUAAAAAUUGCGAAUGUCUUAUGACAUGAUUGCUGUUGUUUUUAUUAAUGUUUGACUAAUUGCUAACAGCUCAUUGUGGAGGUCAUGAGUUAUGGUCUUCUGGAUAAUAUUGACAUAUUGUAAAAAGCUUAUGCUAUGAUGCUGUUUUGAUCAGGCGUUGUUGUUUUUAAAUUUUAUUCCCAAUAUAUUUUGUGAGUAUUACGCUACAAGCAAUAUGCUUAUGUAAAGCCUUCUACUCAAGACAUAAAUAUAAAACAACAGUAAAAAAAUGUCAACAUUCACACGUAAAAGAAAAAUGCAUAACACAAAGUAAAUAUUAACUAUACAAAUUGGUGCUGUAUCAAUAAAAAGAAUCUACAAUGUGCAAUGAAUGAUGAAAGUAUGGACGAUGUCAAGUAACAUUAAGUACGUACUGUCAUUGGGUUACUGUGCGGUUCUACAAUAUUCAAAAGAGAUGAUAACCCUUCUUUCGCUGGUAUAAGGCUAACAGUACAGGAUAUAGUGUUCAGUUGUUAACUAUGGUAACCGCAUUUACAUGUACCAUCAUCAAUACAUGGUGUUGAAAAAGAUGGUUAUCAAUUGUUGACUCGGUAAUUUCCGUUAAGUGGAAUAAAUCAUCUAUAGCUAAUCAUUAGCUAUAUGUAGUUGUGUUGCCACUUUUAAGUGACAGUUUUAAUGUGUUACCUGGCAAUAUGUCAACCUUGUAAUCCACUGUAACCAUGGAAACCUCCGAAUAAACAGAAAAAGACGAAAUGA
This is a messenger RNA of Branchiostoma floridae (Florida lancelet), 2358 nucleotides long. RefSeq names its product caspase-3-like. The record is from RefSeq and is a predicted model, not a curated record. Bases 120 to 1280 code for a protein of 386 amino acids. NCBI's taxonomy places the organism in Eukaryota, Metazoa, Chordata, Leptocardii, Amphioxiformes, Branchiostomatidae. The transcript is spliced from 3 exons. Gene Ontology annotation, cellular component: cytoplasm. Gene Ontology annotation, biological process: proteolysis; apoptotic process.